Messenger RNA from Blepharisma stoltei, 894 nucleotides. The record is from the annotation of a GenBank genome assembly. NCBI's taxonomy places the organism in Eukaryota, Ciliophora, Heterotrichea, Heterotrichida, Blepharismidae.
AUGCUAAUAAAAGCACACAGACUUUUAUCAGCAUGCAUUCAACUAGCUGAGCUAUCUGGGAACAUAAUAAAAAGCGUCCACAGUGAUGGCGCCUUACAAACUGUCUAUAAAGGUCAUAAUGAUCCUUGCACAGUUGCUGAUAUCAAUGCACAAAAGAUCAUCAUGGGCACUCUCUACAAUUUAUUCCCUGGCAUUAAUAUUAUUGGCGAAGAACAAGUAGAAUUAGCAGAAUCUGACAUAAAACAAGUAAAUUUAGACUUAAUUCCUGAAGAAAUUUUCCCUGCUGAAUUAAGAGACCUCGAUAUAAACAAACUAGUGCUAUGGGUUGAUCCUUUAGAUGGGACUUAUAACUUUACUAUUGGAGAACUUAUCGGGGUGACAACUUUGAUAGGGAUCGCAUACGAAUCUAAUGCAAUUAUGGGGAUCAUUCAUCAUCCAUUUGCUGAUAGAUCACCUACAUAUUGGGGAGGUCUUGGAAUAGGUAUUCACUCAUGCUUUGGAGAUUUUAAUGAAAAUAGCUUCAUAAAGCCAAAUGAUUUUUCAGUAGUGCAAACCAAGCAUUGGCAAAUCCCUCAUGGUGAAGCAUUUUUUAAGACUUUAAAUGCUGAAAGAAAUUUAUACGCAGAUGGGACUGGGUAUGACUCAGUAUUAGUAAUAUCAGGAAACGCAUCUACUUAUGUAUUCAAUAGAGAACUGACAAGCAAAUGGGAUACAUGUGCAGGAGAUGGAAUUUUGCAAGGAAUUGGAGGAUUUGUCACUGAUUUAAAUGGACAAAAAAUUUUAUAUGAUAAAGAUCAGCCAAUAAAGAAUAAAGACGGAGUUGUAAUGAGCUCAAAAAGAGAAGACGCACAAAGAGUAAUUGAAGCUUGGAGGGAAUUUAAUAGUCAAAAUUAA